Messenger RNA from Ruditapes philippinarum (Manila clam), 2356 nucleotides. RefSeq lists its product as uncharacterized. Bases 1 to 2109 code for a protein of 702 amino acids. The record is from RefSeq and is a predicted model, not a curated record. Gene Ontology annotation, molecular function: protein binding. The transcript has a single exon. NCBI's taxonomy places the organism in Eukaryota, Metazoa, Mollusca, Bivalvia, Venerida, Veneridae.
AUGUUUCAAGAACCUGACUACAGAGAAAACCUAUCAUUGAUGUUAUCACAGGUUUUAGAUGACAUUGGUGUCAAUGAAAGCAUAGUGAUAAGAAGGAGAAGAAUGAACAUGCUGACAGAGACUAUGAAUUAUAUCACAAACAGGUUAAUUAAUCAAAAUUUGACUGUAUAUUAUCUUGGGAGUCAGAGUGAAGGUACAACUACUAUAGGACUACACUCCGAUUCUGAUAUACUUAUCUGUGAUUAUGGUUACAAUAUAAUACAAGACUGGUCAGAGUGGGAGCAUUGCAAAACAAACUACCUCAUGAUACAGGAUGAGAACACCACCCCUGGUUAUUGUUUCUUACAACUGCUCCGACAUGAUGAACCUUUUCCUGCCACUGUCAUUCCUGAUAGACACCAUAUAACAGAUAGAAGUGGACGAAUUUUGUUGAAAAACACAAAAAGUAAUGGUAUCAUUCCGGGUUCUGUAGAUCACGGACCCUCAAAUGCUAUACAAGGACAACCUGGAAUCGUCGAUAAAGACCAUGUGUUAGCUUAUCCUUGUAAAUCAUGGCCUCAAUCAGCAUCAUGUUGGUUAGAGAGACAAGGUAUUGGUAGAUGGCCAACACAAGACAUGAGAAGAUAUGCAGCCAGUACAGGGUGUUUUGUUGUUGCAACUGGAAGUAAGGUCGGUGUUUAUCCAGAACUGGAAUGGAGAAUAUCUACGUCCCUGGCAGAAAGAUGUUUGAUGUCAAAUCUAAAUAUAACACAAAUAAGGUGCUAUGUAUUAUUGAAAAUAAUUCUUAAAUCCUUCCUUAAUCCUCAGGCAGAAAUCAAUAUAUCAAGUUUCAUGUGUAAAACAGUUCUAUUACAUUGUAUAGAAAACACAGAGCAAAGUAUAUGGAAAAAUAACAAUUUAUUUACAUGUUUAACAUACUGCUUAUUAGAAUUACAUGCUUGUGUACAGAAUGACUGUUGUUCACAUUUCAUUGUCCAAGAAAACAAUUUAAUGGCAGGGCAAUUUACAGCUGAAAAAAAACAUGACCUUUUAAAAUAUAUAACUGAAUUGAUACAGAGUGAUGGAAAUGGGUUACUUAUAAUAGAUAUCGAUGAUCUUGGUCAAAGACUGCAGGUUAAACUGAACAUGGUACCACAUGGAGGAUACAAUUUUCAGUCUUUACUUGAAAUACAUAAAAAUUUAAUGAUCCAAACAUAUGUAAACAUUGCAAACAUUGCUGGUCAAACAGGCGAAUGUCAUAAGUUUGUUUUAUACUAUUUACACAAUAAAAGCAUUAUGACAAUUAAGCAAUCUGUUAGUAAACUUAUGACCUUCAGAGAUAAUGGUAAUAGAUUUCAACAUGCUGCAUUCAAGAUUCUAGCACCUUUUAUCUUUACUACAUAUGGAUCUGUCCUGGCAUCUUCCAGCAUUGGUGAAAAUAAUCAAGUGUCACCUGAAGCACUGGUCUGGUUAUCAGCUGGUUUAAACUCAGAUAUCUCAUCUAGCAGACUUAAAUUGGCAUCAGUAUUCUACAGUACAGGUAAUAUGGAGAAAGCUGAACUUAUUCUGAUACACACUGAACAACAAUAUUAUUCGUAUCCUCUUUUACCUAUCUGUAACUGCUUGCAUAAGCAAAUACAUGUAACAGCAGAAUUCAUGUGGGUAUGUGGUGAACAAAGUGAGGAUUGUAUUAAACAUAUAACAGCAUUUUGUGUCAGAUUUAUGCAUCAAGAGAUCAACUGUGUUCCUCGUGAACUACAAUAUGAAAUGUUCAGAUCUACACAAGAUGACAUGAUACACAGAGAUAAGUAUAGAGACUAUUGGAUGAACUGGGCUGUAGUUGACUCUUUACCUUUCCUGUUCUUUCUACAAUACAAGAUCUACAGUCAUCUACAAAAACACCAAGAUCAGCAACAAGCGCUUAGUAAACUUAUAAGAAUCAUAGUAACGGAUAAGAACCUUGAACAUAGAGAAACAGCAUUCAACAUUUUAGGACAAUGUAUGGAACAAGAAAACACACAUCAACAGGCAUUAAAUUGCUACCUGCUUUCUCUUCAGCUAAGGGCAAGAAACAAUGCAGCAAAGUUCCAUAUAUGUAAGCUCUUUUCUAGGAUAUUGGCUGGCCGUUAAAACAUGUGGUCAAAAGCAGACAAUUUUAAGACUUGAAUUUCUAUUGAUCAUAGUUAUAAUUCUUGUGUGUAUCAAGUGAUUCAAAUGUCAAAAUAUGUGUUUUUAUAAUUCUUUUUGUUACACUCUAAUGAUUUUCACAUGAAUUAUCAAAUCAGAAAAAGAUAUCUUAAUAGAACGAUUUUAGUAUUCUAACAAUACAAUUCUGUUUCUAAAAGCAAACAAAUCAACAAUUUAAACAAACCUUGGA